AUGUAUUUGGAAUUUGCCGACUGCACAGCCUUAAUAACUUACAAAUAUAUUCCUUGUAACACCCUCAUCACCUUAAUUUCGACAGAGAUUUAUAUGGUACCAUUAUACAAGUUAUUAAGCCAUAAAAACUGUUACAAAUUUAUAAUCCGAUCAUUUCAAAGACAAGACUGGCUCAUCUGGUCUGAUCUUUAUGUAACAUCUCUGAAGGACUAUUUGCAAUUUUACUUAAAUUUUAACAACUUACCAAAAAAUACAGCAUGGAAUCCGAAAGCACAGUUUAUUAUACUGAUAUAUGACUUAAAAAUGACAGAAUAUAAAGAGGUAUUUAAAUUGUUGUUGAAAUUAAAUAUUUUUAAUAUUAUUUUGUUGACAAAAUCAGAAAUUGGUAACUUAAAAAUAAAUACCUAUAAUCCAUUCGAUAAGAAUGCAUGUGGAAUAUCCUUCGAUGAAGUGCUAAAUAUAACAAAUUGUGAUGAUGUUAAUAAUAUAAAAACGAAUUACGAUCACUUGGAAGUUGAAUAUCGCAAUUGUACAAUAACAAUCGCAGGAUCUGAAGAUAUUCCAAAUUUUAUUUAUGCAACAAAUAAAGAAUAUUCUUAUUUGCAAAAAAACAAUCAGGGUCUAGAGCAAUACUUGCUCGCAAAUUUCGCAAAACGAGAAAACAUAACACUAGAAUACAUUCUAGUAGGACCAGGACUUGGGUAUGGAGUCGUUUUACCGAACUGGACGAGUACUGGAUCAUUGAGAUAUUUACAAAAUAAUACAGUCAGUAUUGUUGCUGGAGGUUAUCUGUUGAUGCUGAAUCGUUUCGAAUUGUUUGAUUGCAUCUGGGGUUACAGUUAUUCAUCUUUUUUCUUAUUUACUCCAGCAAAAGGUGAGGUCUAUUGGAAAAAAGUUUAUCAACAAUUUAGUGGAAGCAUCUGGGUAUUAAUAGUUGUAUGCUAUUUUUUCAUUACCAUGUUAACUUUAUUUACCGGCCGAUAUUUUAUGGGACUUAAUGAUGCAAGGAGAUUAGCGCUUGUAUUAUGGGGAUAUACUUUCGGAAACACAAACGAAAAAUUAUUACGCCUAAUUAAAUUACGAAAAAUUGUCAUAGUUUGGGUUUGGUUCACAUUUUUUAUUACUAGUUUUUAUAACACAGCUUUUUAUACAUUGCUAACGACUAAGUCUAUUGAAAAAGUAGCGUAUGCCCAGAGAGAUUUGAACUCCUUGCCAUUUAAGCCAUGUAUAAGUGAAAACACAAGGAAUUUUUUUCAAUUUAAAUACAAUAGGACAUUACCAGGGAAAGUCAUCAAUCAAUGUAAAAAUAUUGACAGAGCAUUAAAUACGGUAGCAAAUAGAAAUGAUUUUUACGCCAUUGAAUUGGAUUACCGCUACAAAAUCAGAGAAUUUAAAUACAUUGAUGGCAAAGGUCAUCAUAAAUUGGACAGAUCUCAAUAUACAAAUAACAUCAUGUCAGCUAUGUAUACGACAAGAGGAUUUCCCUUAUUACAAAAAUUACAAAGAUAUGCUCGUUACCACAUGGAAGCGGGAUUAUUGAAAAAUCAAGCAGGUUUAAUAAUUCACAGGUAUAACAUGUUUAACAAACAAUAUAGUCACUCAUUUAAAAAUUUGUGUUUAUCCGAUCUACGAAUUCCAUUCAUUAUAUUGUUCUUUGGUUACAUAAUUUCCAUAAUUUGUUUUAUUAUAGAAAUUAAAAACUGGAAGAAACGUAGAUUAAUUGAUUUAAAAAUGUUUAAAAGAGAAUUUAACUAA
This is a messenger RNA of Nymphalis io (European peacock), 1755 nucleotides long. RefSeq lists its product as uncharacterized. The record is from RefSeq and is a predicted model, not a curated record. The transcript has 2 exons. NCBI's taxonomy places the organism in Eukaryota, Metazoa, Arthropoda, Insecta, Lepidoptera, Nymphalidae. Bases 1 to 1755 code for a protein of 584 amino acids.